UUUAGCCGAGGAAGAAUUGCGAAUAAGAGGCGGUCAUUAUACUAAAAAUUUGGUGCUGGAUAAGUUUCGUUGCUUACCUUUGGAAGAAAAAGAAGCCCGAAAAGAUGAAGUAAAUAAUUUAAUAGAAAAGGAUGCUGGCGAAAUAGGUUAUGAUUGGGAACAUUUACCUAAUCACACUUUCCACAGCGUUUUAGAAAUUUUCCUGAAAAUCUUGCGGAAUGAAAAAAGAUAUAAAGAAAGAUUAAGUGUUGAGUCAGCAGUAAUUAAUAAGGAAAGAAAUAAUGCUACUCUAGUGGAAAGUUCCGGUCUGACUUCCCAAUAUAGUGCCAAACAGAAAAAAGUAACCCAAGCCAACGAAAAAUUAUUACUUACUUUCAACCACACCAAAUCAUUAAAUAGGACAAUACCUAACAAUUGGUUAAUGGAAUCAUUUCCAUUCCUCUUACUAGCUUUGAGCGGUGAAUAUGCUGAUUACACCUCUUCGCAAGAAAGAAUAAACUCUUUCCUGGCUCUGCCGGAAAAAAAUGAUAAUCUGACCCAACCAAAACUGUCCCCAAAUAUUUCGAUUACUGCCCUGCGUUUGGAAAAUAUUUCUUUUCGCUAUAGAGGACAAAAAGAAUGGUUAUUAAAAAACUAUAAUCGAACCUUUUCGCCCGGCAAGAUUAAUUAUUUAUUAGGCAAAAACGGGACGGGCAAAAGCACUCUUUUGUAUCUCUGUUUAGGUUUAUUAGUGCCCCAAAAAGGUCAAAUAAUUGUAGAAUGUGAUAACGGACAAGA
This is a messenger RNA of Ambispora gerdemannii, 777 nucleotides long. The record is from the annotation of a GenBank genome assembly. NCBI's taxonomy places the organism in Eukaryota, Fungi, Glomeromycota, Glomeromycetes, Archaeosporales, Ambisporaceae.